AUGCAAGGCAAGUCGCGUUACUAUCGCCUGUCCAUGAGAUUUGGGACCGGCUGUGUGAUGAUUCCGGGUUCGGACAGCCAAGGCAACCAGUUGAACCGCCAAGGGCAGAGCGUUCGGCGUCUUUCGAAGGUACGCGUGCAGGGUGGGCUGGUGGUGGGCACACAGGAUGAUGUGAUGCUGGUCAACAGGCAGAGUCUGAUGGCGGAUGGUUCUGCAUACAGCAGCACCAAGAUGUUGGUCUGUAAAGGACAAAAGUGCCUUGGUUGGGAUGCUUUGCGAUCACUGCGCAAGGUUAUCGGAAAGCAAAAGAAGAGAGUAGGGAAAAGAGAGGCAAAACCGGUUGGGCAUUAG
Messenger RNA from Neurospora crassa OR74A, 351 nucleotides. RefSeq lists its product as hypothetical. NCBI's taxonomy places the organism in Eukaryota, Fungi, Ascomycota, Sordariomycetes, Sordariales, Sordariaceae. Bases 1 to 351 code for a protein of 116 amino acids. The transcript is spliced from 2 exons. The record is from RefSeq and is a predicted model, not a curated record.